AUGGCAUUUCAGCUCUUCGCUCUUGCGAAUGGCAUUAGCCGUGUGGAGGAAGAUGAAGAGGAGAUCGAUGCGGCAUUAGCGAAAGAAUGUGUGGAUUCACCGUCUAAGCUAUCGGUUCUUGGUUCUAGGGUUUUGAAAAGGGUUAAAGAGGAAUAUGGAUUUACAGAUUUUCUAGGGUUUGUUUAUUUGGGUGGAUUCGAGAAUAUCGAAUGCGAGACAGAGGAACCGGAGCGUGCCAAGACAAUGAUUGAGGAGUUUCUUACAGUGAACAAAAUUGAGUUUAAAGAUUCAGAUAUGACAAAAUUUGCUGUUUCCCGAUCAGGAAAGCUUCCUUGA
Molecule: messenger RNA, 336 nt
Organism: Thlaspi arvense
Lineage: Eukaryota; Viridiplantae; Streptophyta; Magnoliopsida; Brassicales; Brassicaceae
Source: the annotation of a GenBank genome assembly